UUAGGUAGAUUGCGAUUCGGGUGAUGGAAUAGUUGUCGCACAUCUUCACGUAUCGCAAGCUCCCAUGCACGCCCACAUACGUCAUACCCCGCCAUGGGACGUUAUGCUGCUGUGGUUGCCUGCUGGUACCCAUUUCGGGCAGGGAUCUGCUGCAUGGAUCCCAAGAAACCGGCGGCACGACACACGACAUGAAACCCUUGCCACAACAACGCGCCAGAACUCCAGGGGACACGCGCACCUGCCAGCAGGCAAACCUUGGUCAAACACGCGACAAUGUCUCGAAUCCCGCUCGUCAUGGGGAUUGACCCCGCACCGAGCUACGACUGGUUUAAGGGGUUCGAUUACAGCUGGUUCGACGCUGGCAAUUUGGGCGGGCUGUCGUCCGUCCCGUUCUUCGAAACAGUGCCCGAACGGCUCGAUGGGCUGCUAGAGACGUCGUCGGCUCGACAGCAGCUGAGACUCGGCUUCGGCCCCGGCGACUGCAAGACGCUAUCGGGCUCCCCGAACUGCACCGAGGCGUGCUCUGACCCGUCUUUUCUCUUCACACCGACAAACCUCCGGGCUUGCGCCGCGCUGGCCGGCGCGGCCCUGCUAGUGCAAAACGGGACGUACUCGGUGGACCGGUCGGAUGCGCAGACUGCCAAGGCGAUCGGUUUCUGGCAUGUUCCCGACUUAUCUACAUACAACGCUAUCGAUGUGUUUACGCGUGUGGCCCAGUGCAUACCGCAGUCUUGCACCGUUGCAAGGUUGGGAGAGUGCGCAGAGAAUGUGCAGGACCUGGGGAGCGUCGAAAUCAAGGCGGAUAACUUGGCGCUUAUCUCGUCAAGGUUGGGCCAUUACUGCGAUGGGGUAGGCCUGGAGAUCAAUACUGAUAUUGCUGGACCCGGGGUCUUACUCUCAUACUUCCUCCAGACGAGCCUCGUUGUCUUGUUCUGGUUGAUACUGAAGAUCUCGAGAUCGUGGGUCCGUCACGUUGGUGUUCCGUUCAGAUGCCUCACCCGCCAGAGCAAGGAUGAAUUCCAGGAUAGGCUGGCAGCAGUCCAGAGCCAGCUGGAGAGAUCGAGGCUUGGCACCGCCGUCACUGCGUCCCUCAUGGAGUUUCAAGAGGUGCAGAUUUACUUCAUCAUUUCGGCCCAGAUUGCAACCAUCAUCGCCUACAAUCCCCAUUUGACAAAUACUUUGGGCAACAACAACAGCUCGUACGCCGCCGUUAUUCUCAACUCUGGGUUAGCAGCCUUCCUAAAUAUUUCUAGCAUGGGCUGCAUCUUCCUAGCUCAGUGCGCCCUUCACAAGGCCGGCAUGCGUUGGUGGUACAUCUUUAGCAUCAUGACGAUCAGCUUCAUCCUCGCCCUGAACAUGUUCGCUAUCCGAGAUCAGCUUAUGCCGCCUGUCGAGUUGCUAUGGGAGCAGUUCAAGGACGACGCACCGCUACCUCUGUGUGGUAAUAACCCCAGCCCUAUGACGUACUGCGGACAGUCUGUGGACACCGGCUACCUCGACAAUGACGUAGUAGGGUUCGUGAUUUCUGGGCUCGGCUCUUUGACAUGGGUCGGGCUGUUCAUCGAUCAACUCAACUUCAGCCUCCAAACACAGCAUCCGACGCUACGACAGCGUCUAUGCACGAAACUCAAUCGGUAUGAGGGCAUUGUGCGAAGGAAAAGCAAGGUCUGGAGGGUCUUGGGCAAUGCGUACUGGCUUGUUAUUGAGUUUGCCCUCGUUUGCCUCGUUGGGUACCACCUCAGUCAGCUCAUUCUCGUCCUCGAAAACGUUUCGAUUGGUGACAUUGGCAAAUGGGGGUUUGGCCAGCUCAUUGCCGUUAUGGUCUGGGCGCCGACAAUCAUCAAGUGCAUUUACUUCAACGCCUUUGGAGUUAAAGGCGGCUUCGAGGAACGAAUACCGAAAGAUUACAAAAUCAUCCGAGAGAGCGAGCCAGAGGACUCCAGUCCUCAGGAGUUAUACAAAGGGCUGGGGCAGCAGUUAACGAGCGGGACAUAGCCUACGGUCAUCUCGAUCUGUAGACUGUUAUAUUUCGAACAAGGUAUCAAGACUACGCCUAUCUUCCCGGCGGGGGUGAAU
Lasiosphaeria miniovina is the source of this 2076-nucleotide messenger RNA. RefSeq lists its product as uncharacterized. Lineage: Eukaryota; Fungi; Ascomycota; Sordariomycetes; Sordariales; Lasiosphaeriaceae. The coding region runs from base 274 to 1995 and encodes 573 amino acids. The transcript is spliced from 3 exons. The record is from RefSeq and is a predicted model, not a curated record.